UCAGUUUUUCAGUGGAACGUGUAAAUUUGGACGUGUAUAUUCCAACGGCUAUAUUUUCAAACGGCUAUAUUUUCAACGGCUAUAUUUUCAACGGUCGUAUUUCUCUAUAUAAACCACCCCUACCAUCUUUCUUCUAGCACUUCUAUCUGUGACUUCUCUUCUCACCUAGAUUUCUCUAUCGUCUCUCACGCAACACAAUGAACACAUCCACUUUGGACAUGAGUUCUUCGUCAUCUUCAUCUGGCGACGAUGAACUCAUACUUGCAGCAUUCGCCGAGCGCGAGGAGGAAGAGAGGAUGAACGCUCGACGCCAUGGCGGUUCCAAGCAUGGACGUCAAACAAUCAAUCGAGGAAGAGAUGCCGGAUUUGUUCUUCUGUGGGACGACUACUUCAAAGAAGUUCCUCGCUAUCCCGAACAUUUGUUUCGACGAAGGUUCGUAAUUACUACACUUCUCUGCUUUAGCCCUUUUUUCAUUUCCCUGUCUCAUUUACUUUUUAUGCACAAAUUUAGGAUGUCCCGUAAUUUGUUCAAACGCAUAGCCGAUAGUAUACUUGAGCAUGAUUAUGAUGGUUAUUUUACUCAAAAAAGAAGUGCUUCUGGAGCUCUUGGGUUACAUCCUCUGCAAAAGAUGACCGCAGCAAUGCGGAUGCUAACAUAUGGAAUAGCAGCUGAUGGUGCUGAUGAGUACAUCCGGUCCGCUGAGGCUACUAAUUUAGAGUCUUGCAAGAAAUUUGUGAUCAAAGUUUAUGAAGUUUUUGGGGAAAGGUACCUGAGAUCUCCAAAUGAAGAAGACAUUGCCAGGUUACUUGCAAUAGGGGAGGAAAGAGGAUUUCCUGCUGAAGGCCAAACUCCUCCAGUGAAUUAUAGCAUCAAUGGCCAUCAGUACACAAUGGGGUAUUAUCUUGCAGAUGGUAUCUAUCCACGGUGGGCAACAUUUGUGAAGAGCAUACCAGCUCCAGAUACCAGAAAACAUAAAACUUUUGCCAAGAGGCAAGAGGGGGCUAGGAAAGAUGUGGAACGAGCCUUUGGAGUUCUUCAAUCCCGUUUUGCCAUUGUUCGUGGACCUGCUAAAGGAUGGAAACGUAAAGAAAUCGGUGAUGUCAUGAAAGCUUGUGUCAUAAUGCACAAUAUGAUAGUUGAAGAGGAGCGACAAACUGGUCGGCAAAGCUGCACUUUUGAGGCAAUGGGAGAAAGAGUCACGGUCUCUCGUACUCAUGCGGAACAACUGAGCUCUUUUAUUCAGAUGACUCACUGGAUUAGAAAUCAAGGUGAACAUGAUCAGCUUAAACUUGAUCUAAUUGACCAUGUGUGGCAAAAAUUUGGAAACGAGUGA
Messenger RNA from Aegilops tauschii subsp. strangulata, 1334 nucleotides. Lineage: Eukaryota; Viridiplantae; Streptophyta; Magnoliopsida; Poales; Poaceae. The record is from RefSeq and is a predicted model, not a curated record.